GUCAGCUGGUUGUGACGUUGCAGGCAGCAGCAGGUAUGGACGCUCCGUUGUGUUAUUUCUUGAUUUUGUUGUGAUUGCUGGAGCUCGCAGUCUCAUGCCACGGCGUCUGUCUAAACCGAAGCGGGUUCUUGUGCAGCUCCGGGUCUGAACCCUCUCCGUGACGCCCUGGGAAGAUGUCUGCGGCCGAACAUGACUUCAGUCAGCUCAAUAAGUUUGAGAAACUGUCGUGGAGGCCCUCCAUCCGCGACUCAGGCUCCAAGAAGCGUGUACGAUGGCUUCAGGCUCGACGCAUCUUCUCCCCUUCCUGCCCCAACCUGCGGAUUCCCAACAGGUUUCUGAGAGAAGGACACUGUGUACCCCCCGCUCGGAGCGGACACCGCUGUGUGGCGGACAGCACCAACCUGUAUGUGUUUGGUGGCUACAACCCAGACUUUGAGGAGGCAGGCGGGUCGGAGAAUGAAGAUUACCCUCUUUUCAGGGAGCUUUGGCGGUUUCAUUUUGCCACAGCGACCUGGCAGCAGGUCCGCACAGAGGGUUACAUGCCCACAGAGCUGGCCUCCAUGUCAGCUGUUUUUCACGGCAACAACCUUCUUGUGUUUGGUGGAACUGGGAUUCCAUUUGGUGAAAACAACGGUAAUGACGUCCAUGUUUGCAACGUUCAAUACAAACGAUGGAACCUGCUCAACUGCAGAGGGAAGAAACCCAACAAGAUCUACGGACAGGCGAUGGCCAUUAUAAAUGGCUACCUCUAUGUGUUCGGAGGGACAACAGGCUACCUUUACAGCACCGACCUGCACAGGCUGGACCUCACCACCAGGGAGUGGACCCACCUCAAACCCAACAACACACCCACAGAUCUACCUGAGGAGAGGUACAGACAUGAACUCGCUCAUGAUGAACAAAGAAUAUACAUUUUGGGAGGUGGGACUUCAUGGACCUCAUAUCCCCUGGACAAGAUUCAUGCUUAUAACUUGGAGACAAAUUACUGGGAGGAAAUAGUCACCAAACCUCAUGAAAAAAUAGGAUAUCCAGCUGCCCGCCGGUGUCACAGCUGUGUGCAGGUCAAAGAUGAGGUGUUUAUAUGUGGCGGUUAUAACGGAGAGAUGAUCCUGCCCGACCUGUGGAAAAUCAACCUGCAGACUUUUCAGUGGACCAAGCUGCCUGCCGUCAUGCCAGAACCAGCCUACUUUCACUGUGCUGCAGUCACUCCGGCUGGCUGCAUGUAUGUCCACGGCGGUGUCGUCAACAUGUCUGGGAACCGAAGGACUGGCUCUUUGUACAAGGUGUGGUUGGUGGUUCCCAGCCUGCUGGAACUGACCUGGGAGAAACUGCUGAAAACGUUCCCUCACGUAGCCCAGCUGUCCACCCUUCAGCUGCUCAGCCUGGGACUGACACACACACUAAUCCAGAGGCUGAAAUAGACGAAGCACCGAAGGCAGCGGUACGUGACGGAACAGCACUGACUCUAAAUCGCUGAUAACGAGGCCAAACAUUUCUUCAUCUUAAUGAAAAAUGAUGUCAGAUGGUUCUGAAAAAAAAACUUUGAAUGCCUUCUAAAUUUAUAUAAAUGUGUGUUUGUUUUUUUUAAAUGGAAAGUGCAAUUUUUUGAGUUCCUUUGUGUGUAAAUGUGUCAGAUUUGCAUACAUCCAUUAGAAGCCAUGCAUCAGUGUGGAGACGAGAAUCACUAUAUGCUGAUUUCCUUUGCUCAUCAUUUAUAUAAUUCACUCCUCAGUUACUUUCCCACAUGUCACCAACACUUGUGAUGAGCUUGCGAGGGAAUGGCUAAACGUUGCGUACACCAUUUCUUGAAAAAAGCAGAAUGAAUGUUCCUUCUUGUGGUGUAAUUUUUUUUUUAGCUUCCUGUCAUAGGCUGAGAUCGGCUCCUUUCACUAUUGCUGACAUGACAACACGUCGCACACUGCUGUCAUCUUUUGACACAUGUUCAGUCAGCUGCUGCUACGCCCACUGUGACAUAGAUAAGGUCAGAAAUUACAGGUGAAAUCUGUGACCAUGUGUCUUGAAAGACCAAUUAAAUAGUUGCGAGAUUCUCGGAAAAGAGGCACACUGCUGAUACAUUAUAACUGUGAUACCUCUUAACAGUUUAGUUAGGUCAAUUAUUUAAGGGAUCAUGUUUUAGCCUCAAGGACUCUCUGAUUGCAUGCUGAUAUCAGGCUGCGAUUUUUAACUCCACGCUUCAAAUUGAAAAAUGUUCCCCUCACUGGUCACAUUAGGCCUUGUGAUCUGAUAAAAACCUCUAAAAGCUUGUUAAAACAUCUGUGACAUGGCAUCACUGUGAAUUUUCUAGUGCCUCUUCCAUUUUUCUUCUUCUUUUUCUUUUUUUGACUGAAGCUCACUUAGUUAGGAAUGAAUUUACACACCUGUAGCUCCACAGCGACGCUUGAGCCUUCAUUGGGUGCCUUCCGAAUUCCCCCAAAAUGUCACACGUUGUUAUCAUAUCUCUGUAAUUCAUCUUUGAAAGUCUUAUUCAUUCAUGACUCUCUGGAUUCUCCAUGUGAUGUUCCCGGUGCUCUCCACAUGAGCCUUUUUGUUUCUGAUUUUUUUUUUUCUGCUCAUGAUUAAUCAGGAGGUGCCACUUGCAGCUAAAGAUUUUCCCAUAACUUUAAACCCACAGAGACAUUUUUUACUUAUUUAUUUUAAUCACUGUGCUGCUGUUUAGUUUUAUUACAAAACUUUAAAUUAUAGGUAAACAUGUAGCUACAUUUGUUUUUCCCGCCUGAUUUUUACUGUCAUUUCAUUUCUCACAUCAUGACUGAACUCCAUUUUAAUUUUUAUACUGUAACAUAGGCUUUAUUAUUUUACUGUUUUUAUUUUUAACUUUGUUUUUUUCGUGCCGUAGUGCUGUGGUACUUUGAAUAAUGAGCGGCAUGGGACUUUUUAAAUCAGUAACAAGGUACCGUAUGAAAGGCAAACUCAAGAUGUGAAAUACUGUGAUCUGAAAACAUUCAACAUCGUCAAAAUGUCAGGAGUAUCAGUCAUUUUUGUGAAACUAGAUUUUGGUACAACUAGAUGAUUUUGAUGAAAUCAAAUCUAUUGUUAUUACUGUGGACUGUAAACCUCUAACACUGUAGUACUGCUCCCAGCUGCUUCAAUCAAGUCACACGCCUUUAAUUUUUUUCCACCAAUUUCGUUAGCCUCUAUCUUGAAUUUGCACGUUGUGUAUCUCGACAGCAUUUUAUUUCACACAUUUGUUGCAGCCGUGUUGGUACAAUAUUAAGCUAAACUCCAUGUUUCAUGAUGUACAACGAUGCCCAUUUUCACAUUCAAAACCUUGCUUCACAUACUUGUCCUUAGUUUGACAUGUUACGGCCUUAUUUAUGUGGUCUUGUGAAGAAGGUCUACUUCACUACGCUCGGAUUUGGUAAAUGUACUGCCUUGCUUAAAACCGAGAUGUUUAUAUUUGCAUUAUCUUCGAUGUUAAUGAAAGUUAAAUGAUCUCUUCUGCAUGUCAGUACGGUGUGCAUGUCACUUCACAUGAACUCUUAGGAGAAAAGGUGAAUGUCUCCUCAAAGGCAGUUAUGACUGUAAUGUACAUUAUGUUUUGUAAUUCCUGUCUGUACAAACAAUAAAAACACAGGCAGUCGGUUUUUUUCAAAA
Molecule: messenger RNA, 3615 nt
Organism: Thunnus maccoyii (southern bluefin tuna)
Lineage: Eukaryota; Metazoa; Chordata; Actinopteri; Scombriformes; Scombridae
Product: kelch domain-containing protein 10-like
Exons: 10
Coding region: 174-1421 (415 amino acids)
Biological process (GO): positive regulation of stress-activated MAPK cascade
Molecular function (GO): protein binding
Source: RefSeq, a predicted model, not a curated record